AUGCCUGAAAACAAUUGCAGUAUAGGAAGCGUCGUGAUUUCUUUAACACGCGUAACCGCAAGAAGCUGUAAUCCUCAGGGACUCAUAAUUGAUCAGUGUGUCCAAAGACCAGAGAGGAAUGUGACUGAGUUUGCCACCUUCAUCCACUGUGGUCGCUCGUCUGCUAAUGCUCGCAUUGGAGGAUUGCUCACGGAUAUGCUUCUGGUGAUGGGCAACCCGGGGCGCUUGCGGGAGCUAUCAGCGCUGAUUGCUUCCGCCGCCAUCUUGCUGUUACUCUCUGCGUUGCCGAUUUGUCGGCCCUACACCUACGAGCAAGAUGUGUUUGCGAUAAAUGGCUUGUACACGGCACUUGAAGCACCACAGCUGCCUAAUUGGACUUCAAAUGGUGGUGACCCCUGCAAUGAGAGCUGGCAGGGUGUUUCAUGUGUGGCGUCAAAUAUCACCUCCAUAGUACUCAGCGGUGCAAAUUUGGGUGGACAGCUGGGCAACACUUUGGGGAAUUUCACAUCAUUAAUCACCUUGGAUCUCAGCAACAAUAAUAUUGGCGGGACCAUACCAGAUGGUCUACCACUCACAAUGCAGAGAUUUUUCCUUUCAGCUAACCAGCUAAGUGGUAGCCUUCCAAGUACAUUGUCGUCCCUUACACUUUUGACAAGCAUGUCACUCAAUAGCAAUCAUUUGACUGGAGUGAUACCAGAUGUAUUUUCAGCACUCACUGGACUUGCAAAUUUAGAUUUUUCUGACAACAACUUGACCGGUCCGUUGCCGCCUUCAAUGGGAAAUUUGACAGCAUUGACUAGCCUACAUAUUCAGAACAAUCAAAUAUCCGGAACCCUUAAUGUGUUGCAAGAUCUCCCUUUCCAAGAUUUGAACAUUGAAAAUAAUCUUUUCUCUGGUCCCGUGCCUGUGAAAUUACUGAACUUGCCAAACUUCAAGAAGGAUGGGAACCCAUUCAAUACCAGCAUAGCUCCAUCUGCGCAGCCUCCCUUGGCGCCAACACCAUUACCAUCAGUCCCACCUUCAACAGGGCAUGUCCCCUCAAAAGAACCUGCACAUUCUUCUAGUGUUCCAGGUGGAAGCACUUCAGGAUCAGGAAAACAUACUACACUCAAAUUAGUUGGAUAUAUUCUUAUUGGGGUGGUAUUAGCAGUAGUUCUUGUGCUAAUUGCAAUGUACUGUUUAUCCAAGUACAAAGAAAAAAAGUCGAGAUGUGAUAUUUAUAUGAAAAACAAGAUAGGAAGGGUACCUCAGAAGCUUGGAGAGCCUAAAAUCAAGGAAGUGGUAGAAAUGAAGGAGUCGCCAUUAAAACUCAAAAAUAAUGCUGAGAAAGCUUCGAAUGUUGUUUCUGAUGGAAGAGAGGAUCUGAAGUUAAAAAUGCCAACGUCAGAAACUUCAAAUGUGGUUUAUGAUCCAAGUCGAAGGGAUGGGCAGAACUUAAAUUCGUCGAUGGCAGCUGUACCUGGGGUUGUUACAAUGAAUAAAAAAGAGCAUGUGAUUGAUAUGGAAAAGGCUGAUAAUUUUGUUGAGGACCAACUGCAUCCCCCGCAGCCGAUUGCACCGUGGACUGAAAAAGUCAUUGUCAAACCAAGUGUUCGUACAAGAAAGGGAAGAGUACCUUCAGUUGAAAAGGUGGAAUCGACGACUACUGUCAAGUCCUUCUCCAUUGCAUCCCUCCAACAAUAUACCAAUAGUUUCAGUGAGGAAAAUAUCAUAAGAGACAGCAGGUUUGGUAAGGUAUAUCUGGCAAAGCUUCCUGAUGGAGAGCUACUGGAAAUUUUGAAGAUCGACACUUCUAACUCAAAAGUGCCAGUAGAUGCCUUUCUUGAGCUAGUUGUGAGGAUUUCUGAACUGAGGCAUCCUAACAUACUUGGUCUUGUUGGAUACUGUGCGGAGUUUGAGCAGCGAUUACUUGUCUAUGAGUACUGUAGCAAGAUGACCCUACAUGAUGAACUUCGUCAUGUAGAUGACUCAAGCAAGCCAUUAUCAUGGAAUGCGCGCCUCCAAGUUGCUGCGGAGGCAGCAAAAGCAUUACAACAUCUUCAUGACAGUUGCCAACCACCAGUUGUACAUCAAAAUUUUGAACCAUCUGUUGUUCUUCUCAACAGCACCUUAGUUGUGCAUAUUUCUGAAUGUGGCCUUGCAUCAUUAGCAUCAAAAUCAGUUUCUCAGUUGUCCGGACGCACCUUAUUCCAUUAUGAAGCACCUGAAGUGCAUGAAUCUGGAUCAGUAAGUGAUCGAAGUGAUGUUUACAGCUUCGGUGUAGUUAUGUUGGAGCUUCUAACAGGGCGUAAACCUUAUGACAGUUCACGUCCACGAGCUGAACAACAUCUAGUGCGAUGGGCCACUUCUCGACUCUAUGAUAUUGAUGCCUUAGCGAAGAUGGUUGAUCCCUCCAUUCGAGGACAAUGUUCUGAAAAGGCAUUAUCCCGUUUCGCUGACAUUAUUAGCCGCUGCAUUCAGCAUGAACCGGAAUUCAGGCCACCAAUGUCUGAAGUUGUCCAAGACUUAACUCAGCAUGGUAAGUAG
This is a messenger RNA of Miscanthus lutarioriparius, 2526 nucleotides long. The record is from the annotation of a GenBank genome assembly. NCBI's taxonomy places the organism in Eukaryota, Viridiplantae, Streptophyta, Magnoliopsida, Poales, Poaceae.